AUGAAUAAGAAAGCAUUCAGCGAUUCAAAUGACCGUGUAAUUACUCACACCAAUGAUGAUGUGGCAAGUGCUCCUCAUUAUCAAUCACAAAGUACACUGUCUGAAGCCGCAAUGAAUGAAGAUGAGCAACAGCUAACUGACUCUGAAGGAGAAGAUGAAUUUAUCAGGCGCCACGGUCAUAUUGACUUCCAGUAUAUCAAAAAGCCUAAAGAUGCAGUGUGGUUCAUUAGGCCUCAUGCCCUUAAUUAUUUCAAAGAUGGUGUUUUAUAUAGGACAAAAGGAGAGAGAACAUCAGCUAAGACAGAAUUAUUUUUGGAUUUGAUGUAUGUUGGAAUCAUUAGUAAUUUAGCAGGGCAUGCGACAGAGAAUGCUAGUGGAGGUGCUUUAUUGAUGUACGUUUUGCUUUUUGUCCCUGCGUGGGUAGUUUGGGCUGAUAUUAAAGAUUUUACGAAUUAUUACUACACUGAAGACUUAUCACAAAAGGUAUACAUUAUUUGGAUUUUGAUACUCUUAACUUUAUUUGUGAACUCUUCUAGUGAUGUAUUAAAUGGUAUUAAAGGAGCUGCAUUUACCAUCGUUCCAUAUAUACUUUGUCGAGUUUCGUUGGCCAUUUCAUUGCUAAUUUACUCCUUGUAUAUUCCAGAACACAGAACACAAAUGAGGAUUUACAGCGUUUGUAUCUUUAUUACUAGCUGUAUAUGGAUACCUGUUAUUUUCAUCCUGACCAGAGCAAAAAUUGGAGUAGCGAUUGCUGUUCUUUUUCUAGAACAACUUUCGUUCACCGUGGUUUAUCAUCCCCAAACCAAAAGACUUUUGAAACUAACGACGUCGACGGCAUUGAAUAUAGAACAUGAAAUUGAGAGAUUUGCCACUUUUGUGACUAUUGCCAUUGGUGAAUUUUUAUACAAGGUUGUGGCCACAAAUCCUUUGGGUACCGGGUUUAGCUCUAAGUUUGCAAGAGGUACGUUUUUGUUAUUAAUUGCUUACAUAUUGUUUUGGAUUUAUAAUAAUGGUUCUAAUUCAAAGAAAGCUACGCAUGCAUUGAGAAAUAAUGGAUGGACAGCCAUAACUUGGAUUUAUUGUCACCUUCCUUUAGUCGCAAGUUUAGUUCUUGGAGCAGAUGCGGGUGGAGACUUAACAUCUUUAGAUAUUACUAGUUUAUCAAAGCACCAAGAGGAGCUGGUGCUUGAAAGAAGUUCCGAGGAAGAACCCAAUAUGUACGCACUUUCUUUUUUCUUUACUGGUAGUAUUUGUGUGUCACUAUUAUGUAUGUGCAUAAUAGGACUAGCAGAUAAAAAUGAAGACCCACCAAAUUUGCAUAUUGUGUCUAGAUUCUGGAGAGUUAUAUGGAGAGCACCCAUAGGUAUCAUUAUUGUGUUGUUAAGUUUUGCCGAGCUUGAUUCCACAUUACUAAUGGGAAUCGUGACUAUCUUGUUAGCCGUGCUUCUAGUUUACGAAAGCAUUGUAUCUACACCACAGGAUUGCAUUAACUACCCUUUAGCACGUAAAAGGUCUUUAACGUUAGAAUAA
Messenger RNA from Debaryomyces hansenii CBS767, 1530 nucleotides. RefSeq lists its product as uncharacterized. The transcript has a single exon. NCBI's taxonomy places the organism in Eukaryota, Fungi, Ascomycota, Pichiomycetes, Serinales, Debaryomycetaceae. The record is from RefSeq and is a predicted model, not a curated record. The coding region runs from base 1 to 1530 and encodes 509 amino acids.